UUUGGUUUGUGCUUGAGCACUCGAAUGCGAGUUGCUUCUUUUCGGUGUUUUUGAGAAGCUCGACUAUGAUGCCAGGAGAUAGCUGGGAAGAGGUGAGGGAUUAUCGCUUAGCUAGUAAACCAAUAUAGCGCUUUGUUCCUUGUCUUGUGCACGAGAGUUUCUCUGUUUGACUGAUCGUGGAUGAUGAGUGGAUGUGUUGCAUCAUCCAAUGCGUCCCUCGUGCAGAUCGUGAGUUGUGAUAUACCCUCGUCCGCACGUUCCGACCAACUCAAGUCCUCUCCACACCCGCGACAGCAGUCCUUCUGCUGGCGUCAAUGCUUGUGCCCACCAGUCACGGCCUAUUGUCGCGAUGCUGUGUUGCGAAUUUCGAGCUACCAACGACACUCGGGUCACGAACGAGACUCUUCGAUUGCUGACGCUCGUAGCUAACCAAGAAAGCUGUGUCUGGUCCAGGAAGGCAGGCACGAGAUA
Molecule: messenger RNA, 471 nt
Organism: Aureobasidium subglaciale EXF-2481
Lineage: Eukaryota; Fungi; Ascomycota; Dothideomycetes; Dothideales; Saccotheciaceae
Exons: 1
Coding region: 181-429 (82 amino acids)
Source: RefSeq, a predicted model, not a curated record